AUGCCGCACAAGAGAGCGAAGCAUUCGGAUCGAGUUGCCAAGCGCUUCUCGCUCGGCAAGGAUCACGCUCCUGGCGCCAACGAUGGCUUCUUCUCCGAGAUGCCCAAGGGCGCCAUGCGCAUCUUGCAAGGAGCAAAGGUGCAAGAAGCCCACCGCGCCAAGCUUGAAGCAAAGAAAAAAGCGGAGCAGCAAGCAUUGACCAAGUCUGCAAAAGGCAAAGCCAAAGCUUCCGAUGGCUCUGCACCCGAUGCCAACGACGACGCCACGUCCGAACUCACCAUCCGUCCAGGCGAGAAGCUGCGAGAUUUCAAUGCUCGUGUCGAACAGGCGAUGGCAUCCGAUGUGCACGCCACUUUCCGCUCAGCCUCUCGCUCCAAGAUCAAUGCUCGCAAGCGCGAGCGCAGAGCACUCCGCAAAGCUGGCAUCGAUCCGGACGCCGAUCCGGAAGACGCAGAACAACAAGAGUCGGACCGCAAAGCAAAGGCCGAUAAAGCAGCAGCAUUGCAGGCAAAUGAGAUCUCCAGCGCCGAUCUCAAGCGUCAGCGUCAGAGCUUCCAGCAGACGGGUGAGAUCAAGGAUUUCGCCAAAGCUAGCCAGGUCCGAAAGAUCAACGAUGUUGCGCAGGCCCCGCCCCGGCUCACACGUGCUCCACGCGGGGAGUCAGUGCAGGCCAAGACGAGGAAGGCUCGACUCAUGGCCAAGAUCACAGGCAACGACGAAGAGGAGGCCGAACGCAACGUCAAGCAAGCCGAAAAGGCUCGCCAAAAGGGACGCGUGCCAGAAAAACUUGCUGCCGCGAAUUCAUUGCCAGCCGCUAGCAAGAAACGCAAAUCUGCCGACAGCGUUCAGACUGCCGUGGAGCCCAGCAUGGCAAGACAGCGAGUGCUCGAAGAAGAACGCGAGAAGGCGAUCAAGGCUUAUCGCCAGGUCAAGGAGAAGAAAAUCCAGCAGACCGGAGCCAAACGCCUCAAGAAGGCGUGA
This is a messenger RNA of Pseudozyma hubeiensis SY62, 981 nucleotides long. RefSeq lists its product as hypothetical. The transcript has a single exon. NCBI's taxonomy places the organism in Eukaryota, Fungi, Basidiomycota, Ustilaginomycetes, Ustilaginales, Ustilaginaceae. Bases 1 to 981 code for a protein of 326 amino acids. The record is from RefSeq and is a predicted model, not a curated record.